This is a messenger RNA of Electrophorus electricus (electric eel), 3110 nucleotides long. It is a transcript of the gene atf1, whose product is annotated as activating transcription factor 1. Gene Ontology annotation, cellular component: ATF4-CREB1 transcription factor complex; nucleus. Gene Ontology annotation, molecular function: DNA-binding transcription factor activity, RNA polymerase II-specific; protein binding; RNA polymerase II cis-regulatory region sequence-specific DNA binding. NCBI's taxonomy places the organism in Eukaryota, Metazoa, Chordata, Actinopteri, Gymnotiformes, Gymnotidae. The record is from RefSeq and is a predicted model, not a curated record. Gene Ontology annotation, biological process: regulation of transcription by RNA polymerase II.
ACGCACAAAUUGGAUCUAGCUAGCUAACUGGCUAGCAAAGGAGUUUGGGUAGUAGCUUGAGAGACGUUAGUAGUACCUCUCAGUGGGUGUAGGGAACCUAAUGUUCACACUUCGUUAGAAACUAUGACUAGACAGCAAUGUCCAUAAAAUUUCCUUGUAGCUAAGGUUAGCUAGCUGGCUGUCUUGAUGUGUUAGCUGUCUACUCUGGUUUAAACCUAACUAUUUAGUUAUGCUAGGUAGCUAACUAACUAGAUACCUAAGUGCAAGACACAAGUUAUGAAGUAGUUAGCUAUGUUUAAUUAUUUUCUUGAACUGUCGACAAGUAGCGUUAGCUGCUAACAACUUAAACACGCUUGCAAAGUUGCAGACUUUCGAGAUCAGUAGCUAGUUAGCGUUAGCUUGCUCAAGUUAGUUUUUAUCGCAUUUUUACUUAAGGUCGCAUGGCUAGCUAGAUAAUUAGCUAAUCUAGCUAUCCAUCUUUGAUUACGGCAGGCUGAGAGAAACAAGCAGGCUGGCUAACGUGAGUUCAGCUAGUUUUUUCACGUUAGCUAACUGUCAUUUUUAAAUGACAUUUUUAGAGAUCUGGUAGACAAGGGCUUAAAGUCGUCUGGCUAGCAGCCCACAUUUUAUCCAUUUAAUAUAUUUUUAUCACCGUAAUGACUGAACGGUUUGCCGCUGUGCCGUGCUGAGUUCAUGAGUGCGUCCCCCGUGAACAGUGUGUUUAGUGCGCGUUUCAAAGUAUAAGUGCAGUCUGCUCCAGCACUGCAUGCGUGACAGAAGCUUAUUCAGUGCCCGAGGGGCUCAGUGGGAACACUGACUAAAGCUGUGCUCUCCAAAAUUAAGACAGAACAACUGCGUUACCAUUCUGUUCUGAAAGCACCCACGCUCAUGCACUAAAUUGGCAAUGGAGGAGGUGCACCAGAGUAGCAGUAAUGGCACUGAAUCACAGACUGUUACCAUCCCUACAACUAUUACAGCUUCUCAAUUAUCACAGAUAACUCAGAUGUCUCUGGGAGGAUCUCCAGUGACUGUGGUACAGCUGCCUGGAGGUCAGAUUCAGGUUCAAGGAGUGAUCCAGUCUGCACAGCCAUCUGUUAUUCAGUCUCCACCAGCACAAGUUCAGGGUCAAGGAUCUGAUAGUGAUGAUUCUCAAGACUCAACAGACAGUGGAGCUUCAAACCAGAAAACAAGGGAGAUUCUUGCCAGACGCCCAUCGUACAGGAAGAUUUUAAAUGACCUUUCAGCAGAGGAUGUGGCGACUCGGAAUGAAGGAGUGGAGGAGACCUCUGCGUCAUCUACUAUGACAACUGUGUCUGUCUCCACACCAAUCUAUCAAACCAGCAGUGGCCAGUACAUUACAAUUGCGUCAAUGGCUCUCUGCAAUUGGCUAUCCUGGUUCUGAGGGGUACAAGGCCUGCAGACGCACAUGACCAAUACCAACCCUAGCCAGCAUACUAUAUUGCAGUAUGCUCAGACUGCUGAUGGACAACAAAUAUUAGUUCCCAGCAACCAGGUGGUCCUACAAGGUGCAGGGGGUGAAAUGCAGACCUACCAGAUCCGCUCAUCUUCCUCCUCACUGCCUGUGGUCAUGACAUCACCACCGUUAACAGCUCUCAGGGAAAGAAAUGAUGACCCACAGGCUAAGAGAGAGAUUCGCCUGGCCAAAAACAGAGAAGCAGCUCGUGAGUGCCGCAGAAAGAAGAAGGAGUAUGUAAAGUGCCUGGAAAACCGCGUGGCUGUGCUGGAAAAUCAAAACAAAACACUGAGUGAGGAGCUCAAGACAUUAAAGGACCUUUACUGUGUCAAAAACAGGCUAACAACCUCGAUAACAGUGCAAAGUGGACAGGUAUAUGCAGCUCUGCCUACACACACUCAACGGUUCCUGGGCACAAAGGAAAUUUGCUAAUUUCUUGUUUUUAUACUACCCAUUUUUUAUCUAACAUCUUAGGAAUGGCAGACCAGACAGAAAUAAAUGAGUUAUGGACUAGAAGGAGAUUAUAUUCUUUAUUUGUUUUGUUUUCCUUUUUUCCUCUACAAUUUUUUAAAAUAACAAAUAUGAUGAGCAGAUGUAUAUAUUUGCAUGUAUCCUGUGUUACAUAUGUGCAUCGUGAAUUUGCCGGCGGUGUCAGUCACCGAUUCAUUUACCAGGGAAUUUGUUUCCAGAAGUGCUUAAUUAAAAUGUUGAGGGGAAAAUAUACAAAAAGAAAAAAAAAAAGCUAUAAGCACCUGCCAUUUAAACCCUCUCUCAGAUGUACCUUACUUAUUUUUAUUAUCUUUUUUAACUUUUAUUUUCAUUAUUUAGUUCCCUCCCCGCUUUGACCAAAUGCUCCAAUAUUCCCUUACCUAUUCCAUAGCUUAGCAUCAUGAAUGUUAGAUCAGUGUUGAGCAGCACAGCAGGGAUUCAGAGACUGAUGGGCCAAGCCAUGUCUAAAUCAUGUAUGAUUCUGUUGUGAAAAAAAAAAAAAACAGGUUUUUUUUUGUUAUUGUUUUGUUUUUUGUUUGGUUUUUUUGUUUUUUGGUCAAUCUACAAGCUAGAGAGAGCCACCACCUCAACCCAGCUCAGUAGUGACUGAAAGGGCUUUUAGAAGCUUAAUUAAGAUUACUUUUUAGUUCAAGUCUUGGCUUAAUGCCUGGGAAGAAGUGGCCUUUAAGCCAAGUCUGUAUCUAUACAGUAAGUACUUUGGUGGAAUUCAGCAGAGGAAAUGGGCCAUAUGCCUAAUACUGACUUAAAGAUACACUGUGUGUAGGAAUUAAACUUUUUAAAAAAUUAAAAAAAAUCAUGAAUAGUUGGAAACAAUAUAAUUUGUAUGUAUUAUUUUUAAAGCAGAACUGGCUAGAGGUCUUGCCAAGACGCUAAAGGAAUAACUAAGCUGCUUCAGACAUUCACCCACAUUCUGAAGUGAAAGCCUGAUUAUUUGUUAUUCCUACAAAGUGAACCUUUAAAGCAGUGGUUUUUAUUAAUUUUGGGGGGGCUAACGCUGUUACGAGGACAGAUCAGGGAGCACACCUGCACUUGAAAAAAGUAGGUGACGUUUAUUAUGAAAAGGAAAAAAAGGAAAUCAAUUGUUUUGGUUAAGUGUGUCUAAAUAAAUAUUUUUUCAGCUUCUGUA